UGACAAACCAAGGCCACAAGGCCUCUUGCCUUUUUGAAUCUUGACCGACUUCCUUUCAAUAUAAAAGCAUAUCCAAAUCUCUUUUCAGUUUUCUUAGAAAUUUUGUCUAUUUUCUCUGGUUCACCGAACCAAAUCUACUAAUCCCAAAUUGACCCUUUUGUCCAACCGAUCUUCCUCAGCAUAAAAUCCAGAAGCAGAAUCAAACUCUGGUUUGUGCAAUUUUAUAUAGUUGGGAGUUGGGCGUGCAAACUCCGAGGUUGUCUCUAUUCUUUGACUGUCUUUACUCCCAAACUGAAAGACGCUGCAACAUGCCAGUUUCCGAAUCCAUGGCCAUCAGAAAUGGCACUUCCGAACCUGAUAGCUUCCACAACUUCUUUGAGCUCUGGGUUUCCGAGCAAAACCAAUACCUCCAAGAACUCAUCUCUGCCUCUCAACACCACAAGCAAAGCUCCAACAUCAGCUCUGAGGAUGACUCGGUGAUCUUGAGCCCAUUCAUCGGCAGAGUGAUCAACCAUUACGAGCAAUACUAUGGUGCAAAGUCGAAGUGGGCUAAGCAAGACGUGUUUGCCAUGUUGUCACCUUCAUGGAGGUCCUCACUUGAGAACGCGUUCAUGUGGAUAGGAGGGUGGAGACCCAGUAUGGCUUUUCACUUGCUUUACUCCAAAUCCGGGUUACAACUCGAGGAGAAAUUCACUGAGUUGGUUCGCGGGUUUAGUUCUGGCGAUUUGGGUGAUCUUUCUCCGAGUCAGCUCAACCAGGUGGAUGCUUUACAGAGGAGGACUAUUGUGGAGGAGAAGGAGAUUACUGAGAAGAUGGCAGAGCUUCAAGAAACUGUGGCAGACUCGUCCAUGGUUGAGUUGUCACAUGUGGUGUCUGAGUUGAUGAGGGAAAGAGGUGGUAGUGUUAAUGGAGUGGAGGAAGAGCGAGUUGAGUCGACUCUGGGGCCUAAAAAGGAAGGGUUGGAGGAGAUCUUGCAGAAAGCUGAUGAUCUACGGUUGAGAACUCUUAAAGCAAUUCUUGAAGUUUUGACUCCAAUCCAGGCCGUCCAUUUCUUGAUUGCUGCUGCUGAGUUGCACCUCAGGCUUCAUGAUUGGGGGAAGAAGAGGGACGAUGUGGUUAGGCAACACCGUGGGACUGGUGGCACUGACCGGUGACAGAACUUUUGUACCACAAUUUUUGGCAUCACGUGAGUAGUGAAAAAAAACUUGGUAAUAGUUGGCAAUGGUCUAUGAUGGGACUGACGAACUCACCAUUUGAUGGGACUGACGAACUCACCAUCUGAUGGGACUGACGAACUCACCUUUCUUGGACGACCUCAUCGAGACCGACGAGGCUGUCCUCUGAGACGAACUAACCACAUGUCCAUAUCAUUGACGAAGGUAACAAAACCAUUUAAUACAGCUAAUAAUGUCCCGAACGGUUACAAAACCAGCUGUACAGACUGUUGGAUGCCUCAUUAAGGCACACAUUAUUAAGCAUGAGACGUUACCAAAAGAGACAUUAAAACCACAUUAACAACCACAACGGCUAGGG
Messenger RNA from Quercus lobata, 1533 nucleotides. RefSeq names its product protein DOG1-like 3. Gene Ontology annotation, molecular function: sequence-specific DNA binding. Bases 309 to 1154 code for a protein of 281 amino acids. The transcript has 2 exons. Lineage: Eukaryota; Viridiplantae; Streptophyta; Magnoliopsida; Fagales; Fagaceae. The record is from RefSeq and is a predicted model, not a curated record. Gene Ontology annotation, biological process: DNA-templated transcription.